GGGGGAGGGAUAUUCAGCUGAUGCUGGGAGAAUUUGUUUGCAUGAGAUGGCAACCGACGUGAGAGACAUGGUGAGGCUGCGAUGACACCCCUCCAUCAGACCUCCCGUCGCUGCAGAUAUGAUGCAGCUUUGCAGGUUUCGGGCAUACGAGAACGCAAUCCUGAUAUUGCCUGACAGACAUAACCGGUGUAUCCCAGGCCUCUGCGGUCGGAAAAACAGGGGUCGGAAUCAACCAUUGCAUAAACCCACCUGCAAUGCCGACAUGCAUGAGAGGCAACUCUGCGGGAGUGCUAUGGUUCUACUCCGCCUAUCGAGCAUACUUACUUUUAACCACUUGUCACUGAUGGGUUUGUCGAGAUGAGAUGGGGGCGGGAAAUAGCGCGUACCCGUACCGUAUUAGAACAUAGCGCUGUUUUGGUAAUACGAUACACCACCAUCCGUCAAUAGAUAAAUGAUACCAAACAGAACGGCUCUACGGAGUAUACCAGCGUACCAUACCCCUGUCCGCCCACGUUUUGCUCGGGUCAAUCGGGGCAUCCCUGCAAUCCGCGCCCAGCGCCGCCCACGGCCAAUCAAUCGAACGGGCGCCUCCUCCUGCUGUGCUGGUUGCUGCCGUCCCUCCCCACCGGCCCUACACCACCGCUAGCCGGCGCUCCAGCGUGUGCUUUUCGCCUUCGUCCGCCGCGGCCGCCCCCCGCGCCCCCCCACUGCUGCCACCCAUCUCGCUCGCCCAGCCCACCAACAACAUGGGACCCCCCUUCCCCUUACCGCCUGGGCAGCAUGGGCUAUCUUAGCAGCGAUGGAGUCUGGAGUGACAGAACAAGGUCCAUCAGACCAGUCACAUGGCGCAUAUGACGACCUUUUCCUUGCAAGCGUUGUUCUCCCCCCCCAGCUGACCGACCCUCUUUUUCUUCCUCCUUCCUUCCUCCCCCUGUUUGCUGGCCCCAUCCAUCCAUCACGGGCAAAAGACCAAUCCGGCUAUGCCUCUGGCGCUGCUACCGCCUGUCCCAGCGGACAGGCCAGGAAAUGGGUAAACGUCGCCGCUAAUGCAAGUUUGUCACCGCCUCCGUUGCGUAAUCCACUCCUUUCCGCCAUCUUUCACCCAAAAUGGAGAUAUAGCCACAUCCCCACUUGACGCCAGCGAGGAACGGAGUUCUCCAAAAAACCAACUUAGGCGGCUUGGUGCCAACUAAUCCAUUGGGCUGGGCUGCCUGAGGGGGGUCGCAGGGUACACAAAACACGACUGGGCUUUGGAUUUUUUUUUUUUUUUUCCUCCUUCCCUCACAGUCGUUUCUUUUUAUUUUCCCUCCUACACUCUCAACCCUCGCUACCCAACACUGGUUCCACAUAAACUUAAAUCCCACCCCAUCCCUGUCUCCCGCCUAGGCCCGCAUAUGAUUUUGGUCAUGUGCUUUGAAGAUAGCCAAUCCCGGCUCUCCAUCGCGAUGCCACCGAGACAAGGACAUUUGGCCAAUAAUCUGGAUCUCUCUCAUUGUCUUGAACAAUUCCACGCGUGACGGGUUUGAGGUGUUCCUCCAAAACACAUCCCUUCAUUGUUGUGUCAAGGAAAUGAAGAAGAUACACUCUCAGUUGGUUGCACACCUACAUGAAACUGUGCAAAGCUCUUGGUGAACGUACGGGCGUCGAUCUACAUUUUUUUUCAAGUUUAUUUCUGUCCUGAUACGCUGGGAACAUGCUCGCUACUUGACAAAUCAAACUGGUCGAGAUGAGAAAAACCGAUAGUUCGGCGUUGUGGAGACAAGAUUGACACCCGGAGGAGGAGCCGUGACAUUUUUUAUGAAAAUUUGCGGCACCCCACCCGCUUUCCUGCAGGGCGCUUUUUUUUCAGGGAAUAUCAGACUGACACCACGCACUUGGGGACCAUGGAGUUUUU
Messenger RNA from Blastomyces dermatitidis ER-3, 1894 nucleotides. RefSeq lists its product as uncharacterized. NCBI's taxonomy places the organism in Eukaryota, Fungi, Ascomycota, Eurotiomycetes, Onygenales, Ajellomycetaceae. The record is from RefSeq and is a predicted model, not a curated record. Bases 800 to 1135 code for a protein of 111 amino acids. The transcript has a single exon.